AUGGACGCCAUAGCCAAUACUCUUAUACAAAGGCUACACAAGCUCAACGGGUUCACCGACCACUUUCCUAAUCUUUCCCUUUUCCCGCCUACGGACUUUACGACGCAUCUAUGGGACAUUCUUUCAACAGGGACCCCACUAUGCUAUGUUUUCGAUCAACUACCGGAGGACGAGGACUUUGUGAAAAUCAAUCUAUCAUCACUCACAAAAAGUCCUUUUGAACAGAACUCUGACCGUGCCAUGAAGGACGCCAUUUCGAUUUUUGCACUACAGGUUCGCGCCAAACCAGUUCUCGAUAAAAUCCCAGGAUGCGAGAUCUUCAGCGUAGAGGAUUUCUGGGAACGCAAGUCAACAGAAAACUUUUUGAAGGUACUCAAUACAGUUAACGCCAUUCUCGACUACCUGCCACAAGAUGCCUUCAAAGGGGAUCCAACCUCACCCUACCCUCCUCUCAGCGGCUUAGAUACCAUCGAAUACAAUAAUUCCGUAAGGAACGCCAUCAUUCAGAAUAUAUUGUCGACAGAACAAAUGUAUGUUCAAGACUUGAAGCUCAUGCAAGAGUAUGCUCUUGCCUUAUAUAACACCAAUGUUUUUACCCAAGAAUUAUCUCGCAUACUUUUUCCGAAUCUGAAGGAUCUACUCGAAUUUCAACGAAGAUUCCUGAUGCGCCUUGAAUUUAUAUCCAAAUUACCUUUUCAUGUACAACCCUGGGGCCAACAAUUUAUCAAUGAGGAAGAUGGGUUCGAGCUAUACGAUAAAUACUGUAUCAACUAUGUAAACACACUUGAGCUUGUCACGGCCUACAAAAACGUCCUUUCAACUCUUAACCAUAUUAUCAAUGUCCAAACCGAGCUGCAAAGUUUCCUUCUCAAGCCAAUUCAACGAAUUCGUCAGUAUCCUGCUCUCUUAGAGCCGCUUGUCAAGACAUUCACCCCCGAUACUCAUAUGCACUACCAGGAACUAAUGCGUGGCUUAGACGUCGCCCGCCGUGUUGCUGAUAGGACCAAUGGCGCCCAAUAUCGUGCAGAAAAGCCUAAAGUGUUGAAUAAUCUCUUAAAAAGGGUUCGGAAUUGGAAAGGUCAUUCUCCAUCCAGUUUCGGAGAGCUUCGUGCCUACGAUCUCGCCCUCGUAACAAAGAACGGAACUUCUAGGCCGUAUGCGAUCUUCCUGUUCGAAAAGAUCCUUUUACUUUGCAAGGAGAUGGGCCGGAAAAGGUAUCCUGCACAACGCUAUGCUGCACCGUCCGACGCAGACGCAAGUGCGAUGUGGCAAAAUGACAACCCGCUGGAGCUCAAAGGUCGCAUAUAUCUUGUUCACAUUCUUUCGAUAACUUCUGAUAGUGAUACAGAUGUGAUUGCUACAGCCCACGAUUUUUGUUACCCUCUGACCAUCAUUUGGCUUGAAAACAAUUUGCCAGAGUCGUUUACUCUGCAAUGUCGACAUGAGUAUCAACGAUCGCAUUGGCACGGAACCUUUAAGAGCUUGAUGCUAAGAGUUAAUCCAGAGACCUUUGAACAACCCAAUUCCAAUUCUCCUCGACCAACCAUUCCACCUGAGCGACGUCACGCUAUUAACUACCAUGCAAACUUUAGGCGCUCGGCCCUCCAUAAAAUGUUCGAGCACUCAGAAAGCUCCACUGGAUAUAUUUCAACCAGUAGGGGAGAAUACUCGCUUUCGGAUUCUGAUGGUGAUGACCUCGAGGACUAUUCUGAGGCGUCUUAUCCUCCCUCCGGAAGGCAAACCCCACUAAGUGAGCGCCGAUUGCACAGGUCGCGGAGUUGGCAAAUUAUAACAACAACAACAAAGGUCGAUGGCAAUGAUAUCAAUGCUCGACGGAAGUUGGGACGAGUGAAAAGCACCAGUUCCCUCCCAAGGCCUAUCCCUGAGGCAUUCUCAUUGUCAGACGUCGUGGCAGGCGAAAAUCUCAGGUCACCAGUUGAAUAUAAUCGUUCCCAGGCAUCAAAUCAGUCUCACUUCAGCGUUCAUAUCCCAUCUCUGCAAAUAAAUGAUGCAACCGAAGGACAAGAUAAUCCGUUGGAUCACCCUUCUUCAACGACCAAAAUCAAGAUCCAUUUCCAGUCACAUAUUUUUCUCAUAAGGAUGUCAAAGACAAGCGAAUUCAGUGCGUUGCAAGAUGAGCUGAUGGCCAAAGUCAGGAUUUUGGAUCCCAUACGAGCUCAAUCAGGCGUUCAGCUUCGCAUCAAGUAUCAGGAUGAGGACGGAGAUAUAAUUUCACUGAUAUCAACAGAUGAUCUGCAGAUGGCACUCGAGUGUGGGAGUCAAAUUAGCCUAUUUGUAUCAUGA
Messenger RNA from Psilocybe cubensis, 2304 nucleotides. RefSeq lists its product as uncharacterized. Gene Ontology annotation, molecular function: protein binding; guanyl-nucleotide exchange factor activity. NCBI's taxonomy places the organism in Eukaryota, Fungi, Basidiomycota, Agaricomycetes, Agaricales, Agrocybaceae. Gene Ontology annotation, biological process: septin ring organization; establishment of cell polarity. Bases 1 to 2304 code for a protein of 767 amino acids. Gene Ontology annotation, cellular component: nucleus; cytoplasm; division septum. The transcript is spliced from 7 exons. The record is from RefSeq and is a predicted model, not a curated record.